AUGACGGCGUCGGCGUCUCCCAACAAAAAGCCGCUGGUGACCAUUCUGGAAGACCAGUCGAAGCCCGUUCCGAAAACCAUGGUGGAAGCGCUCGAGAGUGACGACCCCGAGGCCGCUCUGCGUGCACUGUCCCUAGCCGCCCGUCACCAGGCCGUCGUGUUGACCCAGACUCUGGAACGCGACUUGUCUGGCUUCCUUACGGAACUUCCGGAACUCUUGACGUUGGGAGAAUCGCAUCCCGUACACAAUACUACGGCUUGUGCGGAUUCCAUUCAUCAUUCCUUGACCAAGAUUGCUUCGGGCGGAUCGGCAGCUUCGCGAGAAAUUCGGCUACUCGAGCAGGAAAAGGCCGAAUUCGACGCGCACGCGGCAGCCGUACAUCUCGCUCUCACCUUGCGUACGAAUUCCGAUCGGGCAGCCCGUGCCUUGCAGUCGCAACAGUACGAACAGGUUGCCCAGGCCAUUACGCCUUGGCUAGCCUGGCACCAACAACAACAACAAGCUCCACCACCAGGUACCGAUCCUCGUGCGACACACUCCGAAAACGACGAUCCCGCAAUGGAUCCUCGUGUACGGGCGUACGCCGGAGAAUACUCUCUACAACAGCUCAGCACAACGUACGAAACGACCAAAAUCAUACUCUUGCAGAAUUAUGAACACGCGGUGCAACAAGGGGACUUGCAGGCCCUCGGAAAGUACACACCUAUACUCAGUUCCUUACAACUCGAGUCCGAGGCUGUCCGACUCUAUUUGCAGUUUCUCAAGUCUUUGUUGCAAUCCUCCAUUCGGCAAGCUCUCGAUCCAACGCACAGUCAGUCGCAGAAUUCCAACGGGCCGUCCAACACUGUACCACCCUACGUCCCCAUGGCCAAGGUAUACAACGCUGCGGUACACGUCUUGCGCCACCACUUGCCCAUGGUUUCAUCCUACUUGUACAAGGCCCAAGGCGACGUGGCCGUUGUGCAGUUGGUACACGUCCAAGUGGAAGAAACCGUCUUGCCCAUGCUGGAACGCUUCCAAAAAUCGAGGGAUUUAGCCUCGGUCAGCACGCAAGCACAGCGCAUCGCCGCCGACUUGGAAGAACGCUACACGGGGCGGACAGCCGUCGAUGCACACGACGCAGCGGCGGAAGCCGACGAUGCCGGCUUUGGUGCCCUCGUGGGAUCCCUCACGGACGUGGACGCAACUAUGCAGGAAGUCGCGACCUGCUUGCAGCACGUCGAAUCCUAUUUGCGCUUUGUUCAGCAUACCUGUGAUCAAGUACAAAAGGCCCGCACUAUGCGACACGAACAAUCGUUCUCACGCGAAUGGGAGAACGACGGUACGCCCGUAGACUUGAUGGAAACAAUUGAAAUUCUGCCAACCCGCACCAAUUUGCAUCUGGCCCUAGCCGAAGUGGGUGGGCAGUAUGCGAGUAUCGAACGCUGCUUGUUGAUGGCUAGUAUGCAACGUGCCUUUCACGCCAGCGAGGACGACCCGCGAUACUAUCGACCCUUGGGCAUGGCUUCCGGUGGCACCAACCACGGGAAUGGCAAUUCUUCCUUUCCGUCGAAAGCGCUACAAACGGCCUUGGUGGAGACUUGCCUGUACGCUACUCGACGAGGUACCCAACGUGCUUUCGCCACGGGACACACCGGAACAGCGUCGGCCAUGACCAACUUUGGCGUGGAUUGCCUCUUGGUCUUAUUGGAAGUGUUAUCGCAACGAGCGGAAGAGGCGGGAGUUGCGGUACUCAAGCCCGGUGACGGACUCCUGGCGGGUUCGGGCGGUAUUUUCAACGCACACACGUUGUUGCGCCAAGGAACGCAAGUCAGUCACGCCGUAGUCAACGCUGGUGUGACGACUAGUGCACACAAGAAGAAAAGCACGGCCGCAGCGGACGAUCUCCAACAGAAGCAGGAAGUGGAGCGAGGGAUUGCCCGGGCCUGUGCCAUGUUGAACGAUUUGGAAGUGGCGGUUGGGCACGUAGACCAACUCGAAAGCGUCUUAAGUGAGGCCAUCGCCAAGGGAUUUCCUCCGAACACACACGACACGGAGCAGUUGCAGCUUUGUGUAAAAUCGUUGGGUACCGUGACGGAACGCUUCCGCAUGGCGUCCGACGGAACUGUAGAAAAUCUCGAAUCGGUUUUGAAAACGCGUAUCCGCGCAAUCGUUGGAGACGCCGUUGGUGGUAGUGGCGAAAGCUCCGGAUUCAUGGGUGUGGGAUCCAAGUCCACAGACAAGGUGACCAUGCGAAUGAAUUACAAUUUAGACGAAGACGCUUACAAUUUGGCACAACUGGGAGAGAGUUACGUUUCCCGUCUGUGUGUCCUACUGGACGAGCUUUUGGAACCGUUGCGUAUUCACUUAGCGCCACGUCUGUGGGAUGCGCUACUCUUUCAAGUCAUGGGUACAGCGGCCAAGCGCUUGGAAACGUACCUGCGUAAAUGCCCCCUGACGGCCUUGGGUGCCUUCUUGUUGGAUGCCGAUGUGCGCGAUUUGGUUUCGUACACAAAAUCGCGUUUGAGCGACGACACGGCGUCUUCUAAUGUGGGCUUGACUAAAUCCUGUCCGGCCUUGGCGCGCUUGAUCCAGAUCGCGAAACUUGUCUGUGUGGACGAUUUGGACGACGUGGUGGAUUUGGUUUCGGCCAGCAAACGCAAAGGACUGUGGGAUUUGAAACUAGACGACACGAAAGCCUUUUUGUGUUUGCGCGUGGAGUUUGAAGACGAACAUGUACACGAAUUGUUGCGACUACCCGACGAGGCCUAA
Phaeodactylum tricornutum CCAP 1055/1 is the source of this 2751-nucleotide messenger RNA. RefSeq lists its product with no specific name. The coding region runs from base 1 to 2751 and encodes 916 amino acids. NCBI's taxonomy places the organism in Eukaryota, Bacillariophyta, Bacillariophyceae, Surirellales, Neidiaceae. The transcript has a single exon. The record is from RefSeq and is a predicted model, not a curated record.